GCCCCACGUCCCGCUUGCGUCUCUCCUCCGCCUCCCCCUCAUGAAGCCGCUGCUCCUCCUCCUCGAACAUCCGGAUAAGAAUGUGACCGCAGGCUUGGCACAAAGUUCGAUUUGAUGGAAAGUGAGCAUCUGAAUCCUGGACCAUGGGCUAUGGGCAAAUCCUCCACAGACGCGGCUACGAUGAGCAGCAGCUUCGCCUCAACGUCGGAGGACUUUGCUUCGAGGUGGAUGGAGACACCUUGCAGCAGUUCCCGCACACCCGUCUGGCCCGCCUGCUGCGCUGCCGGAGCGAGACGGCCAUCCUGGAGCUGUGUGACGACUACAGCGCCGCCGACAAGGAGUAUUACUUUGACCGCAAUCCCAAAGUGUUCCUCUGCGUGCUCAACUUUUACCAGACGGGACGCCUGCACAUGAUGGAGGACGUGUGCGUGUUCUCCUUCAGCCAGGAGAUUGAAUAUUGGGGCGUGCAGGAGUUCCAUCUGGCGGACUGCUGCAGCAACUGGUUUCACGAUAGGAAGGAGUACAUUGAUCACCGGGACUGGGAUGCCAGGAGCGAAGAUGGGCAGCAGCCCAGUUUCAACUCGUCCCUUGCGGAACUGUCGGCGCUGGAUCAGGACCUGGCCAAGUUUGAGGGCGCAUGGUGCGGCGAGUUGCGGAGUUAUGUGUGGCUUAGGCUGGAGGAUCCGGGUCACUCCCGAGCGUCGAAGAUCAUCGCCUUGGCGUCUCUCAGCGUGGUGUUGACAUCCAUCAUCGCCAUGUGCGUCCACAGCAUGCCCGAAUUUCAGCACGUGGACGACAACGACAAGCCCAUCGAGGACCCCGUCCUCGCCAUCCUGGAGGUGAUCUGCAUCGUGUGCUUCUCCGCUGAGUUCAUCAUCCGGCUGAUCGUGGCCCCCUCCUGCAGGAAGUUCCUCUGGAACCCCUUGAACAUUAUUGACAUUGCCUCCAUCCUGCCCUUUUACGCCACCAUGGCUCUGGAAAAGGCUGACGAGGAGGGCGGCGAGGAGAACGAGGACAUCGAGAACAUGGGUAAAGUGGUGCAGGUUCUCCGCCUUAUGAGGGUCCUCCGAAUCCUCAAACUGGCUCGGCACUCCGUCGGGCUGCGAGCGUUGGGUGCCACCGUGCGUCACAGCUACAACGAGGUAGGCCUCCUUCUUCUCUUCCUCUCCGUGGGGAUCUCCAUCUUCUCCGCCCUUAUCUACUUUGCGGAGAAGGAAGAAGAGGACACAGAUUUGGGAACCAUUCCAUCCGGUUGGUGGUGGGCCACAAUCACCAUGACCACGGUGGGCUUUGGUGACGCGUGCCCCGUCACCCUGGCGGGGAAAAUCGUCGCCACAAUGUGUAUCAUCUGCGGACUUUUGGUGGUGGCGCUGCCCGUUACCAUCAUUUUUAAUAAGUUCUCCAAGUACUACCAGAGGAACCAAGCCAUGGAGAGCCAGUGUAUCCCCAAAUCCGAGAGACAGGACCCUGAACUUCCUUAUUACGACAUCAGGGACUUGUUCAGCGAGAAGGUGUAUCCGUUCCUGGGAAGCGUCGCUCUCCGGAACAGUGUGGGCAGCGUCGGGGACGACACGGACGCCUCCAGCUUACAGGACGUCGAAAUGUACAAUGUUGAUACUUGUGACACUUAAAUUGUAGUGGUUAAAAAAAAUAAAUACUGUAAAUGAAUACAUUAAAAAAAAUCGAUUUAGAUUUAGAUGGAAAAAAUAUAAGUCGAAUCAGACUGGCAUGUACCAUCCUUCAGUCAUAUCACACGCAUAUAUAGACACAAAACGCUACAUUUAACAAGUUUUUUUUUUUUAAUUGAAUGGAUCAGACAGCCAAACAAUACAAAUGCAAAAUGACGACA
Molecule: messenger RNA, 1849 nt
Organism: Hippocampus zosterae (dwarf seahorse)
Lineage: Eukaryota; Metazoa; Chordata; Actinopteri; Syngnathiformes; Syngnathidae
Product: potassium voltage-gated channel subfamily S member 3-like
Exons: 2
Coding region: 144-1631 (495 amino acids)
Biological process (GO): protein homooligomerization; potassium ion transmembrane transport
Cellular component (GO): membrane; voltage-gated potassium channel complex
Molecular function (GO): voltage-gated potassium channel activity; protein binding
Source: RefSeq, a predicted model, not a curated record